Messenger RNA from Moesziomyces antarcticus, 1164 nucleotides. RefSeq names its product protein transporter SEC9. The transcript has a single exon. Lineage: Eukaryota; Fungi; Basidiomycota; Ustilaginomycetes; Ustilaginales; Ustilaginaceae. Gene Ontology annotation, molecular function: syntaxin binding; SNAP receptor activity. The coding region runs from base 1 to 1164 and encodes 387 amino acids. Gene Ontology annotation, biological process: vesicle fusion; exocytosis. The record is from RefSeq and is a predicted model, not a curated record. Gene Ontology annotation, cellular component: plasma membrane; SNARE complex.
AUGGGUCUAUUCGGCAAGAAGAGCAGCAAAAUUCCGCCCGUCGAAUCGGCGCCUCCGCCUCAGUCCGGCCCACCUGGCAGAUACAGUGCAGGUGGCCCAGGCUAUGGCGGUGCAGGCCCCUCGGGACAGGGCGGAGGCGCCGGCUAUGGCUACGGCAAUCAAGGCUACGGUGGUGGUGCUGGUGGUGCUCCCGGCGGACCAGCUCCGUACCAGGACCGAUUCGCCAAUGCGCGGGCACCUAGCGCCGGCUUCGGCUCGGGAUACGACCAAUACGCGGGCGGCAGUGCAAACAAAUCCUCCAACCUCUCUCGCAAUGUCCGGAGUGGCGCGGGUGGUGAUGACGACCUAGAAGCCGAAUACGGCCGAGGCUCGGGUGCGAACGCAGCUUCUAAUGCAGGCUACGACGGCCUGGAACAGCAAGAGGAGCAGCGCGAUGAGGAAGACGACGAGGUCGAGGCGAUCAAGCAGCAGAUGCGCUUUACCAAGCAAGAGUCGCUCUCGUCGACGCGAAAUGCCCUUCGCAUCGCGCGUGAAGCCGAGGAGACGGCGACCAACACCAUGUUCAAGCUCUCGGACCAGUCGGAGAAGAUCGGCAACACCGAACGCUCGCUCGACCUCGCAAAGGCGCACGCCUCGCGUGCCGAAGACAAUGCCAAGGAGAUCGUGGCUCUCAACCGCUCCAUCUUCCGGCCCAACAUUCAGUUCAACAAGAAGGCAAAGCGCGAUGCCGAGGAGGCACGCAUCAUUGCGCGCCACAUUGAUGAGCGCGAGGAGCGCGAAGCCGUGCGACGCGACGUCACUGCGGCGCAGUCGAGGCUCGACGCGAGCAUGAACGGUCCCGGCACAGGCAAGGCCAACAUCGGCCGAUUUGGCCAGGACAGAUUCGGCACGGGCAAAAAGGCCGAAGAGGUGCAGCGCAACAAGAUCGCCCAGCGCGGCCGAUACCAAUUCGAAGCCACCGAGUCGGACGACGAGCUCGAGGACGAGCUCGACCAGAACCUCGACGAGAUUGGCAUGCUGAGCUCUCGGCUCAACCAGCUCGGCAAGGCGAUGGGCGCCGAAGUCGACUCGCAGAACUCGAGGCUGCAGAGGAUCGGCGACAAGGCCACCACGCUCGACACCAAGAUCUUUGCCGGCACACAGCGUCUGGGCAACAUCAAGUGA